Molecule: messenger RNA, 621 nt
Organism: Purpureocillium lilacinum
Lineage: Eukaryota; Fungi; Ascomycota; Sordariomycetes; Hypocreales; Ophiocordycipitaceae
Source: RefSeq, a predicted model, not a curated record
AUGCAUUUUUCGCGCCUCUUCGUUGCGGUCGGGUUCUUGGCCACGGUUGCCAUUGCCCUCCCUUCAGGCAACCCGGAUGCCGAAGCCGCCAUGGAUCUCAAGGAAUUCUGUCAGCGACAUCCCACGAUCUGCAAGAAACUCUUGAAGGGCGAGGUGGGCGACGUUGCCGAUGUGAAUGAUGUCCUCGCCGCGCGAGCCGAAGACGCGGAGGCGGUCGAUGGCCUCAUCCCAGUCCACAUCCCCGUCCAUUUCCCGAAGAAGCAUCACGGCACUCGCUCGGAAGGCGCCGACGAGGCUGAUGUUGCCGGCAAGCUCGACCCUCAGAAACACCACCACACCCCCGGCGCGCACCAUGGUCAUCCUGGCCCUCACCCCAAGCGAGCCGAGGGCGAGAACGCUGUCACUGACAACGACAUUACCGACAAAAACGCGGACGAGGAGUUUGGCGCCCUCAAGGGCGGUGGCAAGGGCAGCGGCAGAGCCCGCCCGAAGCCGAAGUCCAAGAAGCCUCACUGCACUCACAUGGGAGACGGUUGCGGAGACGCAUCUCACUGCACCUCUGGCUCGUUCAGGGCCACCGCCAAGCAGAUCUUGAUCUGUGGUAUCUGCUCUUGCCUCUAG